Molecule: messenger RNA, 2040 nt
Organism: Schistosoma turkestanicum
Lineage: Eukaryota; Metazoa; Platyhelminthes; Trematoda; Strigeidida; Schistosomatidae
Source: the annotation of a GenBank genome assembly
AUGUAUGGUUUAUUAUUGGAAGGAUUACGUAACUUUAUCAUAACUAAAUGGUCCCAAGAAUUAUGGAUUGAAAUAUGUACACAAGCGAAUUCAACGGAAAUGCAAUUUGAAACACGUAAAGUAUACGAUGAAGCAUUGUUGCCGAAUUUAUUUCAAACUAGUGCUAAAGUACUCGAGACACCUGAAGAUGAAAUUAAAUUCGGUAUGGGUACAUCAUUUGUUGACUAUGUUGGCGGUAAAGGUUAUAAAGGUAUAUUACGUGUGCUUGGUAGAGAAUUACGUGAUUUUUUAAAUGGUCUAGAUAAUUUACAUGAAUUUCUACGUACAACUUAUCCAAAAAUUCGACCACCAUCAUUUUUCUGUGUGAAUGAAAGUAAAACAGGCAUUACACUGCAAUAUCGUUCACAUCGUAUUGGAUUUAUACCAUUCUUUUGUGGAUGGAUGACUGAAUUAUCAAGAGUUUUAUAUGAGAAAGAAAUGAAAAUUGAAAUCGUUGGUCAAAAUGAUCGUGGUAAACAAAUUGAAACAAUUCUACGUUUACAUUUUCAAAAUCUUUCAUUUGCUGAAUUAGAUGAAGAAUUGCCUGUACCAGCAAUAGUUUUCUUUGAAGCAUUCCCAUUUAAUUUUGUAUUUAAUCGUGGUAUGACAUUAUUGAAUAUUGGUAGAAGUAUGGCUAAUGCAUUGCCGAAUAUAGUUGGAAAAAAAGUAACCGAUAUAUUUAUACUAUGCAGACCAGUUAUACCAUUCACAUGGGAUGAUGUAAUGUUACACACAAAUAUCAUAUUUGAACUGACAAGUAGGGAAGUAAACAAAGAAAUUACACUCACUAAUGAACAGAACAAUAUAGGCGACCAAUCAGAUCCAAAUCGAGGCAAAUUAAAACUUCGAGGUCAAAUGAAAUAUAUGUCUGAAUGGGAUGCGAUAGAAAAUGAAAAAAGUAAACGAUUAGAAGAAAGUUUAAGAAGAUUAGAUGAAGAAAUGCGAAGAACUGAUGAUUUAUUAUACCAAAUGAUACCACGUUCUGUAGCUGAACGGCUUAGAGCUGGUGAAGCUGCAGUGGAUACUUGUGAAACAUUCGAUAAUGUUACCCUGUUAUUAAGUGAUGUAGUUGGAUUUACAACAAUAUGCAGUGGUCUGGAACCAUUGGAAGUUGUAGGUCUACUCAACAAACUUUAUUCAGUAUUCGAUGGAUUGACAGAAAAACAUAAAGUUUAUAAGGUUGAGACAAUCGGUGAUGCUUAUAUGAUAGCAUCAGGAUGUCCAACACGUACAGAUUAUCAUGGUCCAUUUAUUGCUGAGAUGGCACUCGAUAUGGUUGAGUCAGUGCAAACAGUUAAAGAUGAAUCUAAAGAUCCACCAGAAAGUUUACGAAUACGUGUUGGUAUUCAUACAGGACCAGCUGUGGCUGGUGUUGUAGGUGUAAAAAUGCCACGUUAUUGUUUAUUCGGUAGUACAGUUACAACAUCAGAACUAAUGGAACAAACUAGUUCACCUCAAAGAGUACAAGCUAGUGUGAAAGCAUAUGAAAAUCUCUCGAAAUAUGGUGUUUAUGAUUUAACUGAGAAAGGAAGAGUUGAAUUGAAAGAUGGUGGCACCAUACUCACCUAUUGGUUAAACGGUAGACAAAAUCCAUCAGAUGAUGAAAAAACUGCUAAAUUCUUAGAUGAAUUAAAUACUGAACGUGAACGAAUCGCUGAUUCCAAUAUGGCUUCAUCACAACAACGUUCUGGUGAAAGUUGGGAAUCAGUAACAGCUAGUCGUUGUAGUUCAGCUAGAACAUUGGCAUCAAAACGUAGUUCUUUGGCAUUUUCACAACGUGCCAGUUUAGCUGAUCAAGGAAUUGAUUUAAGUACAAUGGCAAGAAUUAAAAGUCUAGCAGAAACUAAUAAUAAACGUUCUAGUAUUGGAAAAUAAUAGAAUCAAAUGCAAUUGAACAGCAUGAAAUUGACAAAUGAACAAUAGAGAAACAGUUAGAAUGAAAGUGCAAGAAAGAGAAGAGUUCUGUAUUCUUUGUUUUAUUGAAAUUCACUUGAAUUAUUU